Mytilus trossulus (common blue mussel) is the source of this 1440-nucleotide messenger RNA. RefSeq lists its product as uncharacterized. The record is from RefSeq and is a predicted model, not a curated record. NCBI's taxonomy places the organism in Eukaryota, Metazoa, Mollusca, Bivalvia, Mytilida, Mytilidae. Gene Ontology annotation, molecular function: protein binding. The transcript has a single exon. The coding region runs from base 1 to 1440 and encodes 479 amino acids.
AUGCUUUUGGAUUAUUACUGCACAGACCAUGAUAUCAUUUGCUGUAGAGCCUGCAUAUCUAAUGAACACAGGCUUUGUCAGAACGUUCUCCCAUUGGAACUUGCCUCGAAGGAUGUUAGAAAGUCUGCACUGUUUAACGAUGUUAUGGAAGACAUGACGCAUCUUAUCACAACAUUGAAUGCUUUAGACAAUAACAGACAGUCAAACUUACAAUCAAUGGAGGAAACUAAAUCAGCCAUCACUAAGCAGAUCCGAGCAGUGAAAUCCAAAUUUUUGAAACAAAUUGACGAUUUGGAGCGUGAAUUAACGACCACUUUGUCAUCUCUCCAACGAAAACAUGAAAUGGAAAUCAACAAACAAAAGCAAGAAAUAUCGCAAGUCUUGGUCAAUGUUAUAGAAAAUAAAAACGAAAUGGAUUUUUUGAUAGAUCAUGGAUCUAAGAAUCAGCUCUUUAUAUUCUUGCGCCAACAAGUAACAAAUAUUCAUAGUGCUGAGGCCAAGAUUCAGCAGAUAGUAUCCAAUUCACAAGAAUUCGAUAUCACCUUUGACGAAAAGAAAGAUGGUAAGCUUGAGUCUUUCGGGUCACUGUCAGAGUUUGUCCAACCAUGUCAAGUUCAAUACAAACCAAAGAAAUUUCAACAAGCCCAGAUAAAGGCGGAACCAAUGAAAAACAUUGUAGGUUUUGAGAAGGAUACAGAAUUAAAACUUAAAAUUUGCGAAGAAUAUGCUUUUCGAGAUGUAUCAGUGACAGAUGAUAAUAAGCUGCUCUUUACUAAUGCAGCAUCCUCCGAUCCCAAACUGUAUGUCUACAGAGACUGUAAAGAUUAUGAGACAGAGAUAGUUUUUUCCUCCGCACCUCAUCGUGUUGCUGUGAUACCUGGUACGGACAGAGCUGUUAUAACUCUACCUUACGAUAAGUCUAUACAAUUUAUCAAUACGACAACGAUGACAAAGGACAACACAGUUAAUGUUGGAUUUACAUGUUUAGGUAUUGCUGCUGGACGUGACAGAAUCUACGUUGGUGAUACAGGUGGUACUAUCAAAACAUUAGACACUAAUGGGAUAGUUCUAAAAACAAUCCUACAUGGACUUCGUUGUAUUGACCUCAUAGUAUACGAUGAUUUACAAGAUCAGUUGAUUGUUAGAUGUUAUGGUAAACUCCUUUGUAUCAAAGUAGAUGGAACACUAGUUUAUAGUAAGGACGUUUCAGGAGUAGCUGGUGUAACACUUGAUCGACAGAGGAACAUUUAUUUUGGCGGUUUUGAGACUAACAAUAUACAAAGAAUGUCAACAGAUGGAGAAAAUUGUGAAGAAAUGCUGAACAAAGACAAUGACAUUUACCGUCCGUAUGAAAUGUGUUUUAACGAAGACUUCACAAAACUAUUUGUUAUUAAUAACUGUUACACGUCCGUAUGUGUAUAUAAAUGCAAGUACUUGUAA